AUGUCCAAUCCAACCGAAACCCAACCACCGAAAGCUUCAGUUCCUUUGACGUCCAGUCCAACCGAAGCUCAACCAUCGAGGCUUUCCGUUCUUCUAAUGUCCAGUCCAAUCGAAACUCAACCAUCGAGAGCUUCCGUUUCUUCAACGUCCAGUCCAACCAAAAACUCAAUCAUCGAGGGCUUCCGUUCUUCUAAUGUCCAGUCCAAUGGAAACUCAAACAUCGAAGCUAUCCCAUUUUCCAAUAUUAAAUCAAGGCUGAAGGAUUCGAUCACAAUCUGGAAGGUUGUUGUCGAAUCGAGAACAUUUAUGAUAGAAGGACAGCUCAAUGCUCUGGAAUAG
This is a messenger RNA of Sclerotinia borealis F-4128, 339 nucleotides long. The record is from the annotation of a GenBank genome assembly. NCBI's taxonomy places the organism in Eukaryota, Fungi, Ascomycota, Leotiomycetes, Helotiales, Sclerotiniaceae.